UGGUAACAUUUUGCUUUCUUUUUUGUGCAUGGCAAUGCAAAGCGUAACCUGCCGACUGCCGUAGCAAGCGUAACCAAGCACUGGCGCUCAGUAUCUCAGUGGAACACGUGCGUAAGGAAGUUUGCCUAUUUAAGCUCCACAUUUAUUGGCUGCCAGCCUUCUAAACUCCUGCACACUGAAAGACGGAAGGGCCAUGUCAUACUGUAAAAGUUUCGGAAAAGACCGUGUGAUAUUCGUCACGAAAGAAGACCACGAAACUCCGAGCACGGUGACUCUACCUGAAGACCCCGAAGACGAGCGCGCCGGUCUGAUCCUCGCCAAUGGAGACAUCAACUGGAACUGUCCGUGCCUGGGAGGCAUGGCCACCGGACCUUGUGGACCCGAAUUUCGAGAAGCCUUUUCCUGCUUCCACCACAGCACGUCGGAGACCAAAGGCAGCGAAUGCUUCGAGCACUUCAGGACCAUGCAGGAGUGCAUGUCCAAAUACCCCACGCUUUAUCCUGCGGACGACGACGAUGACGACGACGACCGCAAGGACUCCAAAGAAGGAGACAAGAAGGCCAUGGCAUCCCUGGAGAGCACAAUAUCUAAAACAAACACCGGCGCAGUGGCCGAUAGAGAAAACGAGCCUAGUAGACAAGAGAAGCAGGUUGUCAGUCAGUGAUUCUGGGAGCUAGAUAGAUAGUAUACAUUAGGAGAACCAAUUGGCAGGAGGGCCCAACCUCAUGUAGGGGUUAUUCCAGCUGCCUCACAACACUGUCGAUAACAGAUCUUAAACGAUUAGGUGGCUUCUGAAGCUGCCAGCUUGGGGUGGGGGGAUCGAGAAUAGCUGACAUUCUGCUCACAACUUAUUCCAUUUUGCGGUAGUUCUAGUUGGAGAGUUGUAAAGGUGCUACUUACGUCUGGGUGGCAUUUGGACAAAUAAGCAGUGCAGUUGAGAGAUUAGAGGUGGCGUUUUCUAGGUUCAGUCUUGUCGCUUAUGUUAGAAGGUCGCAGCUGGAAUCCUAUGUGUUUGUGGUGCUGGCUCUAGUUGCAGCAUUUGUGCCUGAAAACCUUAGGUAGCGAGCGUAUUUGGUAUCGGAACGCUUCUGCAGAGCUAUUGUGCCAAAUAUCUGUUUUAAGUAGGUUUCAUUAUGUGCAAGCAGUCGGUUCCAUCUCCAUCUGGCUUCUGCACAUUUUUUGUCAUCCAGCAAACUCUGCUUUAAUCAUGUGCACUUCUAAACAAAGUAUGCUGAUGGCUGUUUAGUGUCGCACUUUGUGUGCCUAGUCUCCACGAAAUAAAGCACUCGCUGUCUAUAAGAGGCAA
Molecule: messenger RNA, 1306 nt
Organism: Ixodes scapularis (black-legged tick)
Lineage: Eukaryota; Metazoa; Arthropoda; Arachnida; Ixodida; Ixodidae
Product: mitochondrial intermembrane space import and assembly protein 40
Exons: 3
Coding region: 194-664 (156 amino acids)
Biological process (GO): protein import into mitochondrial intermembrane space
Cellular component (GO): mitochondrial intermembrane space
Molecular function (GO): protein-disulfide reductase activity
Source: RefSeq, a predicted model, not a curated record